AUGUCCUCUCAAAUCAAAAUCUCUUCCACCACCCUGGGCCAAAACAACUACAGCCCCAACCCGCCCUCCCAGUCCGCCCUCGACCUCACCAACCGCCUCCUCCAAUCCAACCACGACACCCUGCACAUAUUCUUCCGCAACCUCAACGGCCACAACCAUCUAGUGCACAAUCUCCUCUCCCGGCUCGUCCUCGGCGCAUCCCCAACCCAGCUCCAAACCGCCUACGACGACGACCUCCCCACCCAGCGCGCCAUGCCCCCGCUCGACGAAAAGACCGUCUCCCUCCUCGCCAACAAGACAUACUUCAAAUCCCAGAUAACGAAAAUCGACCAAUACACCAAUUUCCUGCGGUUCUUCGAGAAGGAGAUUGAUUCGCGCGGGUGGAAGGAUGUCGUUAAUGAGUAUGUCUUCUCACGGGAUGAGGUCGCUGAAACCCUUCUCCCGCUUAUGUAUGAUGGCGCGUACCACUCGAUCAUCCAUUUGGGGUUGGGGGUGGAGUUUGAACAGCCGGGUGUUAUUGCUGAGGCGUUGGCUCAGGCUGCGGCGCAUGAUUCGUUUGAUACGGAUUAUUUUUUUCAUACGGCUGAACAGAAGGCUGCUGCUGCUGCUGCUGCUGCAAAAGGAGGGAAAGAAGAGAAUGGUUCGAAUGGGGAGUCGCUUGUUAACCUGCUCGCUGAGAUCCGGUCCACUCCGAAUCUAGUCGAUGCGGGCCGGGUGCAGGGUCUUAUCGGGACGAUGAAGAUGAAGAAGGCUAUUCUUGUGCGGGCAGGCGACCAGAUCACCGACAUUGCGUCGCGGUUUCGGGUUAGCGAGGAGGAUCUGGAGAGGAAGACGGCGGAGGUGUUGAACCUGUGUGCUUAUAUGGCUGGGGCGGCGGCGAAGAAGGACGGGUUUGUCGAGAAGAUCGAUUUCUUCUUCAUGCACUGUGUGACGAGCAGUAUCUUCUUCUCGGUGCUUGCGAGGCAGGACUGGAUUAGUGUGCGGGAUAGAGUCAGGUUGGUGGAGUGGAAGGGCAGGCUGGAUUUGAUGUGGUAUGCUGUUUGUGGGGUGCCGGAGUUGGAUGUUGAUUCUGUGAAGGAGUAUCGGGGGGAGAAGACGGGGGACAUAAGCUGGGAGCAACUGUUUCAGCUGGUCAAUGAGCAGCACGACGAUGGACAUGUGGCAAAGUUCGUGCGGGCAGUGAAGAACGGGGAGGAGGCGUGCAGGAAGUUUGAGGACGACAAGGAUUUCAUGGUGAAGGAGGACAUGUGGCUGCGGAUUGCGAGGAUGGCGUACGAGUCGACGAUCGAGACGACGAUGCAGACGAGAUGGGUUGUGAUGGCUGGGAUGGACACUGCCUGGAGCUGGGUCUCAAGUAGACAUUAG
This is a messenger RNA of Aspergillus puulaauensis, 1365 nucleotides long. RefSeq names its product questin oxidase family protein. NCBI's taxonomy places the organism in Eukaryota, Fungi, Ascomycota, Eurotiomycetes, Eurotiales, Aspergillaceae. Bases 1 to 1365 code for a protein of 454 amino acids. Gene Ontology annotation, molecular function: oxidoreductase activity. The transcript has a single exon. The record is from RefSeq and is a predicted model, not a curated record.